Molecule: messenger RNA, 2064 nt
Organism: Myotis davidii
Lineage: Eukaryota; Metazoa; Chordata; Mammalia; Chiroptera; Vespertilionidae
Product: tripartite motif-containing protein 60-like
Exons: 1
Coding region: 97-1461 (454 amino acids)
Molecular function (GO): zinc ion binding; protein binding
Source: RefSeq, a predicted model, not a curated record
UGUAUGAUCUGCCAAGGUUACAUACUCAUUUUUCUCACUCCUGGAGGAUCACACUGAUUAAAAAGACUGUCUUGGGUCAGAUACGUUCAUUGCACAAUGGAGUCUGUGGCCUCCCUGAUUGAGCUCCAGGCAGAGGCCAACUGUCCCAUCUGCCUGGAUUACCUGAGAGACCCAGUGACCAUUGCCUGUGGGCACACCUUCUGUUCCUCCUGCAUCCACCAGCGCUGGGAAGGUCUACAGGGCACCUUUCCCUGUCCUGUCUGCCUCCACCACUGUCCUGACAGGAAAUUGAAGAGGAACACCCAAUUAUGUCACAUGAUUGAGAUUGUUAAGCAGAUUCCCACCACAGGGAGCCAGAGGAAAUUACAGGAAGAAAAACCCCUGUGUGGGAAGCACAAUGAGGUUUUAACAUUUUUUUGUGACAGCACCGAGGAGAUGUUAUGUCCUCAUUGCAAGGUCCCCUUAGACCACCAGCAUCACUCCCUGAUACCCAUUGAGGAAGCUGCUGCUAGUUACAGGAGGAAGCUCAAAGGAUACAUUGGAGUCCUGUUGGUGGAGGUUGAAGAUGCUGAAAUGGAAUAUGAAAACCAAAUUGCAAAAGAAUUUGAAGUGCAGGAAAAGAUGAAAAACUGGAGGAAAGAAUUGCAGUAUGAAUGUAAAGAACUGAAGUGUUCCUUACAAGUAGAGCACAGUGUACUUAAUGCUGGUCUAUUUAUAGAAGAAAAGGAUGUUGAAGAAAAACUAACUGAAAAUGGAAGGCAAGUUUCAAACCAUAUGUUCAUACUAAACAAGUUUUUAAGUGAAAUAGCAGAGAAGUAUUUGCAAACAGAUGUGGAUUUACUCACAGGUAUUGAAGAUAUCCACAAUAGGUAUGAAAAGCUAGAGACCCCAGCAGUGUUUUCAUGUGAAUUAAAGAAGAAGAUUUUCACUCUCCCCCCACAUUACGUGGGCCUGCAUAAAAUGAUCCACGUGUUUCAGGCAGAUUUGACACUGGAUCCUGAAACUGCCCAUCCAAGUCUCAUUAUCUCAAGAGAUAGAAAAAGUGUGACCUAUAGGACAUCAGUUGGUCUUUCUAAUCCCCAGGCACACACUUCUUACCCAGCUGUCCUGAGUUCUGAGGGAUUUGAUGCUGGCAGGCAUUUUUGGCAGGUAGAAGUAAGAGGUAUAGGUGCAUGGUCCUUUGGUGUGUGUAAAGAAUCUUUCCCCAGAAAUACUCCCAUAAAACCAUUGCCAAGCAAUGGCUGCUGGCGAUAUAAGCAGCGGACUGGUAUAUUUGGCCUUUUAGGAUAUCAUAAGAUUGGCAUUUUUCUGGACUAUGAAUUGGGAGAGGUUUCAUUUUAUAAUUUGAGUAACAGGUCAUUCUUGUUUGCAUUUACUGACAUGUUUACAGAGAAACUUAUGCCUUAUUUCUCCAUUGCAUCUUCCCCAGAAAGUCUUACAAUCAGUAUCAUCAGAGUCUAGUGAUGAACAAUUUGGAAGAAAUUUUGUAUGUGCUUAGUUUCUUCCUUUGUUAUUGAAAAGAAUACUUAUAAAGAUCCUGAUUCCAGUUUUGAUUUUUGAAUGUUGAAAGCUUUAAGGACUCACCCUUCUCUCCUCCCUAACCUUAUACCUGGGAAAGCUAAUGAGAAAGUCCAGGUGCUCUAUCCUUGGGGGCAGGGGGGAAGUUCCAAUCAAGCAAGUUUCCAUCAGUGUCAGCAGGCUCCCAACAACAGCACCCAGUAACUGACAUGAACACCACAAGCUAGACCCCUUUCCCUGUGCUCUCAGUCAUUUUGGGACCUAUUCUAAUAUCCACCCUUCUCUCCCCUGAAAACCUCAUCAUGUGAGUAAUAAAAUUUUCAUGUUCUUCUGAUAUGUUAUCAUCAGUGUGAACAUUUGAAACCAAUUUUGCAUGGCUUCCACCCUGCCUAUAUAAGCUGGUUACCACCAUUGACAUUGUGAGCAGGAUUUUUCCAGAUAUGAAGCACCCCACCAGGGCUUCCUCCUCUGGCUUUGUAUGGUAACACACUCUGGUUCCCUAGGCAAGGGUGUCCUUGCAGUUUGUGCUGCAUUUGCUGAGUUCUC